This is a messenger RNA of Rhizoctonia solani, 426 nucleotides long. Its product is annotated as Copia-like polyprotein/retrotransposon. Lineage: Eukaryota; Fungi; Basidiomycota; Agaricomycetes; Cantharellales; Ceratobasidiaceae. Bases 1 to 426 code for a protein of 141 amino acids. The record is from RefSeq and is a predicted model, not a curated record. The transcript has a single exon.
AUGCUUGGCGGCGCAGCCGUUUCUUGGUCAGCUAAGAAGCAAGCAACUGUUGCUUUGUCAACAAUGGAAGCCAAGUAUAUGGCGUUAUUGCACGCAUGUACCCAGGCCUUAUGGAUGCAACAAUUCUUUGAAGAACUGUACCUAUACGCUGAUGCACCAACCCUUAUUCUCUCAGAUAAUCUCGCUGCACUCACCCUAUCCGUCGAAUCUCAAUUUCAUGGACGAUCGAAACACAUCGACAUACGACACCAUUUCAUGCGCAAUAUUAUCGAGAAACGGAAGGUAACUACGUUGUACGUACCGUCCAACGAGAACCUAGCAGACGCCUUCACUAAAGCACUCCCGGCACCACAAUUCAGGUACCUCAUGAGAUCAAUCAUGGGCGAACCGAUCGAAGAACCAAUCAAAGACGAAUUGAUUAACUAA